Messenger RNA from Pocillopora meandrina, 1366 nucleotides. NCBI's taxonomy places the organism in Eukaryota, Metazoa, Cnidaria, Anthozoa, Scleractinia, Pocilloporidae. The record is from the annotation of a GenBank genome assembly.
AUGUAUUUUUCGUUUCAAGAUGGCUGUGGUGUUCGCACGCGUUCUCGUAUAGUCGGAGGCUACAAAGCUGCCCCUCAUUCUUGGCCUUGGCAGGUCAUGCUCAUGUAUCCUGAUCCCCGCUGCGGAGGGACGUUAUUGAAUGAAUUUUGGGUCAUCACCGCAAACCACUGUUUGCCGGACUAUUUGAUGAAAGAAGAUGUUAUAGUUAGGUAAGAAAGGUUACAUGUCGAAUGCUGUUACAAGUGAUAUUUAACAUUCGUUCCAUCCAAUAUUUUCCUUCUGUCAUAAAAAAAACUCUUAUUCUUUAAAUGUAAACGAAAGGACAUGUAGUGUCUUGCAAACGUAACGAAACUUUGAAGUUGAGAACUGUAUACCAUAAAAGGAUUCAUGGUUGCCUCAUCAACAAUACGCUGAAAUGCAUACGUUAUCGUUUACAACCGUUAAGGUUUUCGCAAUCGAAAUCAUUAACAUUUUUUACUUUUCCCUUUCAUGCACUAAAACGGUAAAGGAAAGCGAUGAUGUUUUCUUGGUGGAGGUUGAUAUUAAACUUAGUGGAAAAAAUUAAAAAAUAUACAGUAUAUAUUUACCACAAUUAUUUGUCACUUAGGGUCGGUGCACACCACCGAACCAAGCCGAAUAAGUGGGUGCAAGACUUACGAGUGCGACAGAUUUAUCGACACCCGAAGUACAACGAUCCCGUUAUGUGGGCAAAUGAUGUGGCCUUGCUCCUGCUAGACCGACCAGCCCAAUUGAACAGCGCAGUCCGCCCAAUUUGCUUGCCUGACAAGGAUGACCAACCGGGUACAGAUUGCACGGUGACCGGUUGGGGUCGCCUGAGUCAUUAUGGUCCUUAUUCAGACUACCUUAUGCAGGUAAACGCACCAUUCGAGGUUUAACAUGUAUUACUUUUAAAAUGAAUUAAAAAGUUUUGAAAUAAAAGCAGAUUUUCGAAUACAAUAUAACUUCUCUGUUUAAGCCUGACAACUAUUCAUCUUAAGUAUAAUCACAGCAAUAUGUCAAAAAACAGCGUUUUGUGAGACGUUAACCUAUAGGUGCGGGUUUUCUUUUCUUUCUUUUUUUAUCGUUUUGUCAGAUGACCGUUCCAAUCGUGCCCUAUUCUACCUGCCGAAAGAUCUAUCCAGAAGAGGUCCACGAAAGUAUGCUGUGUGGAGGACAUCUAACAGACAGAAAAGAUUCUUGUGAGGGCGAUAGCGGAGGACCAUAUGUUUGCGAGCACCAAAACGGCAUUUGGAAACUAGAAGGAGUCGUCAGCUGGGGUUACGGUUGUGGAUGGGAGGGCAACCUAGGAGUCUAUGCCAAUGUCUCUCACGUACGUGAGUGGAUAAAAAGUGUAUCACGUUUAUGA